Molecule: messenger RNA, 342 nt
Organism: Arabis nemorensis
Lineage: Eukaryota; Viridiplantae; Streptophyta; Magnoliopsida; Brassicales; Brassicaceae
Source: the annotation of a GenBank genome assembly
AUGGCUUUGGCUCUCAGGUUUUUCACAUGCCUUGUUUUGAUGGUGUGCAUAGUUACAUCAGUAAAUGCAGCAAUCUCAUGUGGCACAGUGGCAAGUAGCUUGGCUCCAUGUGCCAACUACCUAACGAACGGCGGGGCGGUACCGGGUCCAUGUUGUGAAGGAGUCACAAAGUUAAACAGUAUGGCUCAAACCACACCGGACCGCCAACAAGCGUGCAAAUGCCUACAAUCCGCUGCAAAGGGAAUUUCUGGUCUCAACCCAAGUCUAGCCUCUAGCCUUCCCGGAAAGUGUGGUGUUAGUAUUCCAUAUCCCAUCUCCAUGAGCACAAACUGCGAGAAGUAA